Cariama cristata (Red-legged seriema) is the source of this 367-nucleotide messenger RNA. RefSeq names its product cytochrome c oxidase subunit 7B, mitochondrial. The transcript is spliced from 3 exons. Lineage: Eukaryota; Metazoa; Chordata; Aves; Cariamiformes; Cariamidae. Gene Ontology annotation, biological process: mitochondrial electron transport, cytochrome c to oxygen. Bases 6 to 242 code for a protein of 78 amino acids. The record is from RefSeq and is a predicted model, not a curated record.
UCAGCAUGUUCCCUGUGGCUAGGGCUGCUCUGAACCUCGCCGCUCGUGGCAUCCAGCAUACUGCAGUAAGACAAGCUCAUGGCAAAUAUGAGCCUAACUUCCAUGAUAAAUAUGGAAACUUGGUACUUCUUGGUGGAGCCACAGUUUUUACUGCUGUCUGGGGAUAUGUGUUUACAAAAGCUGGAAUUGAGUGGGGCUUGUCACCUGUCGGCAGAGUCACUCCCAAAGAAUGGAGGGAGUAACAGCCUUUGCUUAUAAUGAACUGGUCUAAGCUUUCACUGAAAAAAUGGUCGCGUAAUGGCAUUUGUUCCCUGAUUACCACUUGUACAGUGGCAUUCCUUGUCUAAUAAACAUACCUAGAAACCUG